CUCUCGGACGAUGCUGAGCCGGCUCCAGGAGCUGCGCAAGGAGGAGGAGACGCUGCUGCGGCUGAAGGCGGCUCUGCACGACCAGCUGAACCGCCUCAAGGUUGAAGAGUUGGCCCUUCAAUCAAUGAUCACUUCUAGAAGAGGAGAUGAAAUGCCGUCUUCGCAGUCUGCACCUGAACGGUCACAAGAGGCGCCGUCCGAGCACGUGGACAACGAAGCUUCCAUCAACCAAACCGCACUGGAAUUGAGCACGAGGAGCAGAGCUCUGGACGAGGAGGAGGAGGAGGAGGAGGAGGAAUCAGAUCCCUGAAGGGUGAAAGGACCAAGAGCUGUUGCACACAUUAAUCCCGAAGGCCCAGGAACCCUCCACAGGCCUCGGGCUUUACGGACUGCUUGAAAGGGCACGGGAACAACAGAAAAAUCCGUGCAAUUGUAAAAAUAGCUCGAUUGAAAUCUCAAAACUUCAGGAUGUUCUAACAGAGCAGAAAAUUUAAGACGUGGUGUCUGAGCAUUAAAUUAUGUGAGGGGUGCUAUGUCCAUGAUCUGGUCGAUUUGGUAAUUGUGUUUAAAACAGCAAAGCACCCUCUGAGACACUAUUGAAAACGCCUGGCAGGAACAAUAAGGGCAGGGUUUAAAUACAAGCCAGCGUUCCAAUCAACAGUGGCUUGUUGAAGUAGCUCUUUCAAUUGGUUCGUCCUCAUUUGACACCCUGCUGAAAACUGGCCUAUGUAAUAAUCCCUUGGAGAUCUUGUUGAAAUGAUUCUAAAUUCAGUAAUCUGGGGGGUCAGAAGAUUCUCGGCAGGGGGUCAGAACAAACCUGUUCUCGUAUGCAGGGGCAUGUAGUAGGUUACUGCUCAGAAACCCACAGGGGCCGUUCUACUCUGCCCGACAGGAUCGCUGUGAGUCGGAAUCGACUUGAUGGCCGUGAGUUCGGUGAAUAAAAAGUAGCUUCGUGCCAGGGCUUUGUACUCGCCUGGCCGCCCUUUCAGAAUUUCAUCCGAGUGAUGUACCAAGUGGAAGUGAGCUAUUGGGAAGUCAAUGGUGACCAAACGUGGCCUGGUCACACUCACUUUGAACCCUUCAGUGUGGGGUAUGCGUACAAAUAUAUUCUAGUGAGCUGGUUUCCAGAUACCGACAGAACUGGGUUCGUUCUUCCUGUGGUGAAAGCAUUGUGGCGGGUUGUCUAAAACCUGUCCCGAGCCUUCAGAGGAAGGGUGCCAUUGCAGAAGUCACCCUGCUUGGGAGAUUCGUUGUAUAUGAUAAAGGAAUUACAUCUACAGAGUAAGCAUUGUCGGGACUUGGUUGUUGAAGUCGAGGUCCCCAUUGUCCACUGAGUAUUCAAGGGGGCUUCCAACAUCCUGGGAAAAUCCCAUUUUAGUCCCAAGUUAAAAACUUUCUGAAGCUCCUCAGACCAUUGUCAAUUUUGUGAAAUGAGUCUGCCCCGCCCAGCUCAACAAAAGCAAAACCCUAAGAGGCUCGAGGCAGCACUCCUUCCUGACUGCCCUGCAAGAGAAGAUCCCCUUCCUAACUGCCCUGCAAGAGAAUGCGGAUCCCCUUCCUGACUGCCCUGUAAGAGAAUGUGGAUCCCCUUCCUAACUGCCCUGUAAGAGCAUGUGGAUCCCUUUCUUAACUGCCCUGCAAGAGCAGGCGGAUCCCCUUCCUAACUGCCCUGUAAGAGCAUGCGAAUCCCCUUCCUAACUGCCUUUUGAUGAGAGCAGUUUUGAGGAACUCUUCUAAGGAAGUAGCCAGAAGGGUAAAUGAGCUGUUUCUUGGAAAACCCAAUAUGAAAUGUUUUUUUAAAUAAAAAAACAAGGUGCAGAUUUUGGAGUGUAA
Molecule: messenger RNA, 1833 nt
Organism: Echinops telfairi (small Madagascar hedgehog)
Lineage: Eukaryota; Metazoa; Chordata; Mammalia; Afrosoricida; Tenrecidae
Gene: SNAPC5
Product: small nuclear RNA activating complex polypeptide 5
Exons: 3
Coding region: 11-310 (99 amino acids)
Biological process (GO): transcription by RNA polymerase II; transcription initiation at RNA polymerase III promoter
Cellular component (GO): nucleus
Source: RefSeq, a predicted model, not a curated record